AUGCAUAGUUACAGCAGCCUUCUCGUCACUUUGCUCGCGACUACAGCAGCCGCACUGCCUGCUUCACAGAACAACUGGAAUGCCUCUCUCGCCAACUCAAGUUACGGUCCGAUUCCUGGAGAAUCAAGAACCUAUGUCGACUACAACAAGACCGCCGCUCCAUUCCCAGGAAACAUCACAGGCGCCAUAUUGCCAACCGAGAGCGGACCAGCAGGUCCAGACGAUCUUCUUUUCCAGAACUUGCUCAGUGCAGAAUGGGCAAUCUUCGACUUUUACCAACAAGGUGUUGAGGCUUUUGAUAGUUCUUCUUUCACCAAGCUUGGCAAGCCUAACAUAACGUAUGAUCGUAUCAUGCAAAUCCGUGACAACGAAGCAGGUCAUCUGCGUAUCUUCCAGGACAGCAUUAGUGCCACCAGUGUCAAGCCAGGUGCUUGUACCUACGACUUUGACUUCAAUGGCGAUGCGAGUAAAUGGCUAGGUCUACAAGUCAGCUUCGAAGUGAUCAGCAUGGCCUUCCUCACUGGUCUUGUUCGUGAAGCCACAACCGCAGACACAGCGAGUACUCUCGUUGCCAUUGGCGAAGUAGAGUCACGACACAACACAUGGGCUCUCACCGAUGUCUGGAACAUGAACCCCUUCUCUGGACCUUCUGACACUGUCUUCCCCUACGCAAACGAGAUCCUCGACCUUACACGCCGAUACAUCGUGCGUGGCAGCUGUCCUGCCGCCAACCCUACGUAUCCCUCGCCCAGACAGAACUUGCCCGCAACCACUGCUAAUGUCAAGAAAGCAGAGGGGCUUGUCAAGUUUGAGUUCACAGACCCUUACAACCAGCCUGACUGGUAUUCUGAGCAGAGAGAUAGACAAUACUACGCCGUCUACUACCACGGCGUUCACAACAUCACCAAGCCGUUCGAUACCAAGAGCAACACGUCUGCCUACCCAGCUGAAUUUGAUGCCGGGGAGGGACUUAUAGUUGCGGUCAUCGCAAAUGAAGUCGGUGCUCCAACUCUGGACAAUGUUGUUGCUGGUCCGGCAUUAAUCAUCGAACAGCCUGCUCUCUUUGCUCUCGAACAGCAAUGA
Molecule: messenger RNA, 1083 nt
Organism: Aureobasidium melanogenum CBS 110374
Lineage: Eukaryota; Fungi; Ascomycota; Dothideomycetes; Dothideales; Saccotheciaceae
Exons: 1
Coding region: 1-1083 (360 amino acids)
Source: RefSeq, a predicted model, not a curated record